This is a messenger RNA of Diplodia corticola, 957 nucleotides long. Its product is annotated as cyclin-dependent protein kinase complex component. The record is from RefSeq and is a predicted model, not a curated record. Gene Ontology annotation, cellular component: nucleus; cyclin-dependent protein kinase holoenzyme complex. Bases 1 to 957 code for a protein of 318 amino acids. The transcript has a single exon. Gene Ontology annotation, molecular function: cyclin-dependent protein serine/threonine kinase regulator activity; protein kinase binding. NCBI's taxonomy places the organism in Eukaryota, Fungi, Ascomycota, Dothideomycetes, Botryosphaeriales, Botryosphaeriaceae. Gene Ontology annotation, biological process: regulation of cyclin-dependent protein serine/threonine kinase activity.
AUGGACCAGACUCAGGACCACGCCCCCCAGCACCCUGCCGCCGAGGCUUCGUCCUCGGCCGGCCUCCACCUCGAGCUCCCGCCCCCGCCCAACCCGUCGGCGGACGCGGGCGUGAUACCGCGCAUCUCGACCCCAGACGAGGAUGCGCCCACGCCGUCCGCCGACGCCGAGUGGGAUCCCUCCACCCUGCGGCCAGAGGCGGCCAUGAAGAUGCUGUGCCGCGCUGUCGUGGCACUCGCAAACGUCACUGGCGACAUUCCCCCUACACCCCCCAUCAGCCGCCCCGGCACCCCGCGAGCCUCGCCGCUGCCCACGCCGUCCGUGAUGCGGUCGCGGAGCAGCUCACGGCCGGCAACCCCGGUGCCGUCCGACGACCUGAAGGCUCCCAGAUUCAGGGGCAUCGACAUGGGCAGCCCCGAAGCACACCACCAUGAGCCCUCGGCGCGCGAUGUCGGGGUGGACGCCGAGCCUGUCCACGUCCAGCAGGUCGCCAUCGCGCGCAAGUUUUACUCGAGGAAACCGCCGCCCAUCACGCUGCUGGACUACCUCAUGCGCCUGCAGCGGUACUGUCCCAUGUCGACAGGAGUAUACCUUGCCGCAGCCUCGUACAUUCACAAGUUGGCGGUGGAGGACAAGAUGGUGCCCGUGACCGGUCGCACAGUGCACAGGCUGCUGCUGGGCACCCUGCGCGUGGCCAUGAAGGCGCUGGAAGACCUGCGGUACCCUCAGGCUCGUUUCGCCGGCGUGGGCGGCGUGCGCGAGAGCGAGUUACAAAAGCUGGAGAUCAGUGUUUGUUAUUUGAUGGAAUUUGAAUUGCAGGUCACGCCCGAGAGCUUAAAACGCAACACGCUGCGGUUGCAGCAGGCCGGGAUGCAGGCAACGCUCUACCACACAAAGGUACCAACUCUCAUGAUGCCGAAACUGCCCGGGGCAGCGCGGACAGAAGUGACGGCAUGA